AUGGCAUCAAUCAAUCAUAGUACUAGCUCGUCGAAAAAACGUCAUGUAUCUUUCAAUCACUUUCUUGCGUCGAAGAAUCUCUCGAUCUUUCGCUGUAAAUCUCCGAAUAUUGAUAAUCCAAAUCCAGUUGUAUCAUCGUCGUUGCCGGUCUGUCCAGAAAACGAUGGGUUGAAAGAACAUUUACCACAACCUCUUUCACUCGAUCUUCAACUUUUCAAAGAUAUCCUGAUAGACAAUGAUGAACCAUCAGCAUCGAAUGAUCAUGGUACACGAUCUAAAGUGUUUAGAGAAGAUGAGAAUGUCGAACUUUCGUUACGUUGA
Messenger RNA from Adineta ricciae, 321 nucleotides. NCBI's taxonomy places the organism in Eukaryota, Metazoa, Rotifera, Eurotatoria, Adinetida, Adinetidae. The record is from the annotation of a GenBank genome assembly.